AUGGACGAUUUCAAGCCCGAGCUUCUGAAGGCUCUCCUCGACUGGGUACGCGUCGAGAUAAGCUUUGCGUCCCUGGAUUUUGCAUGGAACCAGCUCGAAGACGGCCAGAUCCUCUGGCAGAUCCUCGCCAACAUCGACGACGAAUACUUUAGCGAGUCCCUGCCCAACUUUGACGAAAGCGACCGCCGCAAAUCGGAUUGGAUACCGAGAUGGCAGAACCUCAAGCACAUCGAGCGCGCCGUGUCGGCAUACAUACGGGAAGAAUGUGGGCAGCUGCCUGUGCUUACGAAGCGCAUGGUACCAGACCUGAAGACAGGCGCAAGAGACGGCUCGACAAUGCUCAUAGCAAAGCUCACCAUGGGUGUGCUGCUUGCCGCGUGCUUCUCGCCGAAGAGCAACCAACGGAUGCUGCAGGUCAUGUCACAAUUGGGCACCAAGACCGCAGAGACAAUUGCACAAGCCAUACAAGACAUGCAGUCACUGGACGCAAGAAUGUCCGAGUUGGGUGUCGACUCGGAGCUGACUUCAGAACCCAACCUGUCUGGAUACCGGACGCCUACGCGGGCUGUGUCGGGACAGGUUCCAGCAGCUGCGAACAAUAAUGAAUUGGAGCAAGAGGCGCUGCUGUUCGAGGCAAACAAGGACAGAGCUGCACUACGAACCCAGACCGAGAAGCUGAAGGCGGAACUCAAGCAGUCACAGGCUCGCAUAUCGCAACUUGAAGAGGACUUGGGCGAAGCGACACUGUACAUGGACGAUCGCAAGACACAGGCUCAGCGAGCUCAGUCGGAGGAUGUUGAACAAUUACGGAACGACCUCGCUCGCGAUCGACAGUACAUCGACCAGCUCGAGACAGACUUGGCAAAUGCUAGGGACAUACUGGACAGUCAGAAGCGGCGUCUGGAGCGAUACCAGGGCGAAGAGGGUUCGAAACAGGACUUGCGCGAUCAACUGCAGCUCAUCAAGGCUGAGCGCGACGAGCUGAACCAGCGAGCGAAAGCGAAUGAGAACCUCAAGAAGAAGAUCGAGUCGCUUUCAAAGGAAACGAAGCAAUUAGAAACGCUACGCGAGGACUAUCAGACAGCUAGAGAACGGCUGAUGCAGCUAGAAAACGUGGAAGAGCGAUGCGAGGCCCUGGAGAAGGUCAACAAGGAAAACAGCCAAACCCUGGUCAAUUGUGAACAGGCCAUUUUCGAGGAGAAAGGCAAGCGAACGAGGGUGGAGCACGAGAAUCUCCUUCUUAUGAAACAGCUUGAACAGACCCGAGAGCUGCAAUACAAGGCAGAUGACGCCAGACAAGAGUUGGAAGACCGGAUACGAGAGCUUGAGUCCUCAAGUCACGCAGCUGGCGGUGGCAGCCUGGAAGAUGAGCUCACGCAGGACGAGAAUGCUAAGAGCAUGGACGAUCUCCCAAGCGCAAGACCGACUGCAGAUGGCAGAGUGAGCGCUGAUGCGAUUGCGCUGCAGCAGAGGGUCGAAAUUCUCAGCGCCCGAUUGAGGUCUCUGGAAACGGAAACACUCAAGCAAAUGCAAGAGAACCUCGGAUUGAGAUCCGACAUGAUGAUCGAGAAAGACGAAGAAAGCGAGAAACCAUUCCUUGAGCAGAACGAGAAGCUGCAGACAGCAGAGACUGAGCUGGAAGAGCUCCACCGCAGGUUGCGAGAAAAGGAUCUCCAAGUGGCCGAGCUCCGUAACGAGCUCAAUAAAAAGGCCGACAUCAGCGAGGAAGCCAAAGCAGAGGGCCUGCAAGCUGAGCACGAGCGCAUGCUGACGUUGCAACAGAAGACUAACGAAAGGUUACGAGACCUUGAACUCGCCAAUGAGGAAAAGUCGGGUCUAUUGAGGGCUGCCCUCCUUGAUCGCGGAAACCUGACUCCCGAGCUGCUCGAACUUAAGCGGGUCGAGACGCUACGGCACAUCCGCCAGCAGAUUGAGGCAGUCAUCGAAGCACCCUCAGAGGUCCAGCCCAAGGCACUGGACGCGACUUCUACGGAGAUUGCAGAGACGGUACUCUCGGCCGAGGCUGCUUUGGAGAAAGCAAAGAAAGUAAGCAACACACAAUUUUCGCACAUCAAGUCGCCUCCCUCCGCGAACGAACAAGUCGCUCUCAGAGAUGUCUUCUUCGACGGCGGGCACGGGACAAAGUACUUGGGGUCGAAUGACGCAUAUGCUGUCGCCAAAGAGAAGAAAGGAGUCUACAACAUGUGGCUCCGAGAUCUUCAAGAACAAGUCACAGCCAACGGAACACUACGAGGACAGCUCGAAGCGGUCAAGAAAGAGACUGCAGAGAAGGGCUCGGUACGCACCCGUGGCUUUCCAUGCUCAUGGGAUUUGCAGCUAACACAAUAUCAGGUCGAACUCCAGCAAGAAGUCGAGAAUCUCCGCCGCGAGAACCAACUCAUCACAUCUGCCUGGUACGACAUGACCAGUCGCUUGCAAAGCAACACCGUCAUCCUCCAACGGAGAAGCGAGGCACCCAAGAGCUGGCUGGGCAAGCAGAGAGUCACCGUUGGUGGGGCGGGCACUACAGUAUGUCACAUACUAAACUCACAUAAGCAGACGCGUUCUAACGAUUCACAGGGCCGAAGGUAG
Molecule: messenger RNA, 2592 nt
Organism: Parastagonospora nodorum SN15
Lineage: Eukaryota; Fungi; Ascomycota; Dothideomycetes; Pleosporales; Phaeosphaeriaceae
Exons: 4
Coding region: 1-2592 (863 amino acids)
Biological process (GO): cytoskeleton-dependent intracellular transport; cytoplasmic microtubule organization
Cellular component (GO): cytoplasm; centrosome
Molecular function (GO): dynein light intermediate chain binding; microtubule binding
Source: RefSeq, a predicted model, not a curated record